UUUCUCUUUGAAAUUAUAAACUCUCAAUAUUGUAAGAUAAAUUUGUCUGUUACUGUUAGUGUUUAUCAUUCGACUUGUUUAGCAUAAUUUUUAAAAUAAAUUGGCAACCACCAAUCACAGACCCUCGUUGUAUCUGACUGUGUCUUUUCGAGUGGUUACCAACGAGAACUGAAAAAACUCAAAACUUGAUAACGUCCCACUUGGAAGUGGAAUCGUUCCUCUUUGCCAGUAAUGCUCAACGUAGCACAAAGCAUACCGACGAAUAUAGUCAACCCAUUUAAAGCGUACACCCUUGACGAUGCAUAUUCAAGAUUCAACAGGGUCUAUUUGUUUGUUUUUUCCAUCAUUUGUGGUGCCGUGGUUACUUUGAAUGACUAUGCUGGAGAAACAAUCGAGUGCCACGGAUUCGACAUUUUCGCGCUACCCUUCCACGAAAACUACUGCUGGACUCAAGGAAUCUACACUCUUCUAGAAGCUUAUGAUAUUCCUAAUAACAAUAGGCAGAUUCCCUACCCAGGGAUUAUACCAGAGCAAACACCCUGCUUCGAUUUCACGUACUCCAACGGUACGAAGUACGUGUGUCCGAACGCGAGCUCCAUCCUCCCUCUUACGAGAGUGUACCACCUGUGGUACCAGUUUAUAUCGUUCUACUUCUGGGUUUGUGCAGUCGUGUUUUAUGUGCCCUAUUUGGUGUUCCGUAACUCUGACAUUGGUACUCUCAAACCAGUGGUGCAAAUGUUACAAGAUCCUGGUUUAAGCAGCGAGGAUGAAGAAAACCAGAAAAUAGAGAAAGCGAGCAGAUGGCUCGCAACAAGACUUUCAACUUUCCUCAAAGCUAAGGGACCUCUCCAGUGGUUCCUGGUCAGACACAAGUUCUUCUUUAUCGUGGUGUUCGAUAAACUUGCUAACUUGGCUGUGGUGGUGCUGGUCAUAUACGCCACGGAUAAGAUGUUUGUGAUAACUUCCUACACAACCUACGGCUCAGACUGGCUCAUGUCCCUGUCAGGUGACCACCCUUCGUACAAGGACAGUCCACUUGACAAGCUCUUUCCUAAGAUGGUAGCUUGUGAGGUUACCAAGUGGGGAACUACGGGACUAGUUAACGAAGCAGGAAUGUGUGUGUUGGCCCCGAAUGUAGUUAACUCCUACUUCUUCCUAAUUUUCUGGUUUGUCCUGGUUCUGGCACUGAUUGUUAACGCGUUUGCAGUUCUUUUUUCCACCACCUCUCAUCUGUUUACGUUAGGAAGAUGGAAAGCACUGACGGCUUCAACGUUUAUGAAAGGAUCAGCACAAGAAAAAUGGGUAUAUUUCACUUCAGGACUUAGUGGACAGAUUACAAUAGACAUCAUAGCCGCCAACCUUUCACCAAGAACGUUUGAGAAGGUUUUUAAACGGACAUCUGAGAAACUGGCAGACAUGGAAAAAAGCGAGUAUAACAUAUAUAGUAAUAGAAAUAAUAAUCGAAAUGUUGCCGAGGUGCUCCCAACUGUGAAUAAGUAAUAAAUAAACUGAAUAGAUUUGUGUUCAGCCUCUGAAAAUGAACAUUUUACUCUGAGUCUUAACUUCUGAGUUAUAUUGGACGAUUUAAUCUAAUUUAGUUUGCUUUUCUUCAGAAAAAUCGAUGAUUAUUUCUAAAACUAACGAAUGUUCACAAUUAAGUACACUUUGUUUCUGUUGGUUGGAAAUUGCGAAUUUUACCGAAAUACAAUUUAUAGUUCAAUAUAUUAUUAUCUGUAAAUUGUAAUGAAGUUCUAACACUUAAACCUUAUGAUUGUCAGUGUCUCGAACAAGAUCUAAAUGCUCAUAAAACAGAAUAUAUUAUCAAUUAGGUUUAAAAUCUGAUAUCAGUUACUAAAAUUGUUAAAAUGCCUGUUACCAUUUAUCAAUAUGCCUCAAAAAUAUUAGCAAAAGCGGAAAAUACAUGGAGGCAUCAAAAUUCAAGUGACAAUACUUCAGAAUAGAUUAUUACAACUGAAAUGUUUGAAAAGUUGUCUUCUGGUCGCAAUGAUAUUUAUUAACAGUUUCUGUAAUAUCAUUCAAAACUUGAAGACUUUGAAAAGUU
This is a messenger RNA of Bolinopsis microptera, 2062 nucleotides long. Its product is annotated as innexin inx2-like. NCBI's taxonomy places the organism in Eukaryota, Metazoa, Ctenophora, Tentaculata, Lobata, Bolinopsidae. Gene Ontology annotation, cellular component: gap junction; plasma membrane. The record is from RefSeq and is a predicted model, not a curated record. The transcript is spliced from 8 exons. Gene Ontology annotation, molecular function: gap junction channel activity. The coding region runs from base 232 to 1500 and encodes 422 amino acids.